Schizosaccharomyces octosporus yFS286 is the source of this 1590-nucleotide messenger RNA. RefSeq names its product septin Spn5. NCBI's taxonomy places the organism in Eukaryota, Fungi, Ascomycota, Schizosaccharomycetes, Schizosaccharomycetales, Schizosaccharomycetaceae. The transcript has 3 exons. Gene Ontology annotation, cellular component: cell division site; septin complex; septin ring. Bases 1 to 1590 code for a protein of 529 amino acids. Gene Ontology annotation, molecular function: GTP binding; GTPase activity; molecular adaptor activity. Gene Ontology annotation, biological process: cytoskeleton-dependent cytokinesis. The record is from RefSeq and is a predicted model, not a curated record.
AUGUCUGACGCUCCCGUAUUGCCUUCUUUUGAAGCACUUAGAAACAGUAGUAAACUUGAUGUUGCUUCUACCGAUGAACAGAUGAUGAGCAGUCUCUUCCCAGACAAGGAGCAAGAAAUUGAAACCGAUCAUUUUGGUCCUUCUAUUGCAAUCUCAGAAUUAACGGACGCACCGGUGGAAAAAAUGCAAGAUUUAUCUCUCGAUCCUGACGGACAUCAAGACGAAAACGAGAACGAAACUGAGGACGAAAUUGAAAAUGAAAAUGAUAAUGAGAACGACAAUGAGAAUGAUAUGGACGAGACUGAGCAGGAAGGGGGUAAACAAGACAAUGAACCUUCAGAAAAUGAAGUGAAGGGCAGAGCUUCUGAAGAUCAAGAUUCCAAGAAGAGUGAAUCAGAAGCACCAUCUCGUUCAGGUUCACAAAUGAAGAAAUCGAAAUCUACGAAAUCAUUAAGAAAGGAUUCCAACAUUCUCGUUCCCUCUAAACAUAUAGGUAUUAAUGACUUCAAUCAACAGUUCUAUAGAAAGACAUGUAAGGACGAUCUUCCUUUGAAUUUGAUCGUCGUUGGAGAAUACAGUUUAGGAAAAACCACCUUCAUCAAGUCUUUCUUGCAAAACAUGGAUGCAGCAAGACCAAAACAUACGCACGAAUUUACUCAGUAUAAAGCGAAGCUUUCGGAUGGAGAGCAACUUUUCCAUGUCAAUAUUGUUGAUACGCCUGGUUUUGGCGAAAAAAGCGACAACAGCAAUUGUUGGAGACCUAUUGCAGCAAACAUCCUUCAACGCUUGAACGAAUAUUUUGAGAAUGAAACGAAGCCUCAAAGAAAUCCUUACUACAAUGACAAUAGGAUGCACGCUUGUCUUUUUUUCUUGAACCCUAAUGGACAUCGACUCCAACCACUUGAAAGUUACCUAAUGAAAAAGAUCGACCGGUUUGUAAAUGUCAUCCCAAUCAUUGGAAAGGCUGAUACUAUGACUCCCGAUGAGUUGGCAAAAUUUAAAGAGCGUAUCGCCGAAGACAUGGUCUCAGAAAAAAUAUAUACUUUUUCAGAUUAUGCUGAUUCUGAGAAAAAGUUAAAACAUCCCCUUCCAUUUGCUAUUGUUGGGUCGAAUCAAUACCUCGACAAAGACGGGAAAUCCAUUCGAGGUAGACAAUAUCCUUGGGGAACUGCCGACAUUGAUGACCCUGAAGAAAGCGAUUUUUGCCAACUUCGAAACUUCUUAUUGUACACACAUAAUGAGGGAUUACGCAACAAAACUCAUCGUCUCAUUUACGACACAUUUCGUCAAGAGAAACAAGCAACCCUGGAUGAGCAAUCUGAGUUCAAGUAUAUUAGCACCGAAGAAAUUAAUAAGCAAUAUGUUCAAAAGCAGUCGCAACUGGUUGAGGAUGCAUUGACUAAAGGCUUGAAGUCUCAAUUUAAAGAAAAAGAAAACAACCUUGAGCUUAUGGAAAAGCAUUUACGUACACACCACAAGGAUUAUAAGCAUGUCCUUCAGAAACGAGUGAUUAGCUUGGAAGAAGAAAAGAAUCGUUUGAUCAAGGAGAUUGGACCCGAUAAAAUCCGAAAGGCAGGUCUAGUUAUUUAG